Molecule: messenger RNA, 2619 nt
Organism: Adelges cooleyi (spruce gall adelgid)
Lineage: Eukaryota; Metazoa; Arthropoda; Insecta; Hemiptera; Adelgidae
Gene: Wdr33
Product: pre-mRNA 3' end processing protein WDR33
Exons: 1
Coding region: 257-2545 (762 amino acids)
Cellular component (GO): mRNA cleavage and polyadenylation specificity factor complex
Molecular function (GO): protein binding
Source: RefSeq, a predicted model, not a curated record
CAGGUAAACAUGGCUGUAGUAACCAGUAACUCUAGAGUAAUUAUUGGCAGUAACUACCAAAUAAUUCAUAUCAAUACGUAUUUUUCAGGUUUUAGAUAAUAUGUAUUAUGAUUUAUGAAUGCAUCAUGCAUUAAAGUGUAACUGUAUUCCGUAACGAAUAACAAUGUAACAUGUUAUAAAUUCGGUAUUUGUGCGACGUUAAUUUUUGUUUGUUUUAAAUUUAGUUUUAGGUAAUAUUUUAUUUUAAAAAAUAACAAUGUCCAUUGUUGUGGAUACUUCUUUCUCAGUACCUCCGCCUCCUUUAAACUUUUCAGUUCCACCGCCUUCAACAAACACAUUUAUUCCAACAAACUACAGGUUUCAAGGUCCAAUACCUUUAAAUAUCCGUAGUGCAAAUAUGGGUGGUGGACCUCCAAGACAUCCGAUGACCAAAGGUGGACCGCCGUUAGAUUUAGACUUUGACGGAAAACGUUUACGAAAAUCUGGGCUUCGUAAAACAGUAGACUACAAUGCUUCUCUUAUACGAAUGCUUCAAAAUCGCAUUUGGCAACGUGACCACCGAGAUCGGCCGUUUUUGCAACCAGAUAUACUAUAUACACCUCAACUACUACCUCCACAGUGUUACGUAGAUAACUCAGUAAAUGCAGUUACUACUGCAUUUGUCAAAACUGUUACAAAUAAAAUACGAUGCCCAGUAUUUUGUUUAGCGUGGACUCCUGAAGGUAGACGAUUAAUAACUGGAGCAUCGAGUGGUGAAUUCACUUUAUGGAAUGGGUUAACAUUUAACUUUGAAACUAUCCUACAGGCCCAUGAUUCACCAGUUCGUUCAAUGGUGUGGUCACAUAAUGGUAAUUGGAUGACUACUGGAGAUCAUACUGGGUUCAUUAAAUAUUGGCAAUCCAAUAUGAACAAUGUAAAGAUGUUUCAAGCACACAAUGAAGCUGUUAGGGGUAUUAGUUUUAGUCAAUCUGAUGAUAAAUUUGCAACUUGUUCAGAUGACGGAACCAUACGAAUAUGGGACUUUUUUACUAAUCGAGAAGAGAAAAUACUCCGAGGGCAUGGAGCAGACGUCAAAUGCAUAGAUUGGCACCCACAUAAAGGUCUAUUAAUUUCUGGUAGCAAAGACAAUCAACAGCCAAUAAAAUUAUGGGAUCCUAAAACUGGCCAGUCAUUAGCUACUCUACAUGCUCAUAAAAGCACUGUAAUGGAUGUGAAAUGGAAUGCUAAUGGAAAUUGGGUUGUUUCUGCGUCUAGAGACCAUUUGUUAAAAUUAUUUGACAUAAGAAAUUUAUCGCAUGAAGUUCAAACGUUUAGGGGUCAUAAAAAAGAAGCUAGCACAAUUGCUUGGCACCCGUAUCAUGAAAACUUAUUCUGUAGUGGUGGUUCAGAUGGAGCUAUAUUAUUUUGGAACGUAGGUGUUGACAAAUUUGUUGGGUCAGUAGAUCAAGCUCAUGAUAGCAUUGUUUGGUCACUUGCUUGGCAUCCCUUAGGAGAAGUUUUAUGUUCUGGUUCUAAUGAUUAUACUUGUAAAUUUUGGACACGUAACAGACCAGGAGAUAAAAUGACUGGAAAAUAUCAUUCAGUAAAUACCGUCUCAAAUAUGUUGAAAACAGAUAAUAUGACUGCAGAUGCCCUGUCGACUAUACCUGGUAUGGGACUUGAAGACAUUACCGAUGAAGAAACUAAUAGAGCUACAGUAGACAACACCACUAUACCACUAUUAGACAUCAUCGCUACCAAUGAAGAACCAGCUAAACUUCGACCAAUAAAAAAAAUACCAUAUUCCAAACCUAUUCCUAAAAAUUUCCAAAAAUUCUGGAAUGAAUAUAAGACCAAUGAUGAUAUCGUAGAAGAAGACGGAGAUGAAAAUGUAGGUCCAGACAAUGACGUUGUUAAUAAUGUGGUAGAAAGUUUAAUGGAUCUAAUACCAGGUUCGAGACCAGCUAGUGAGUUAAAACCAGAAUCGUUACUCGUUUAUGGACAAAUGAUAAAAGUAGAUCAGAAUUCACAGUUAGCAUUCGCCAUAAAAGAAGGACGAGACUCAUUAAUGCGACUACUACACUCGGGAGCAAUCCCUGAAGUGAGACAACAUUUAUCAUUUGAAAGUAAUAGAGAUCCAAUUUAUUUGUAUGCUGCAAAGCAUCUUCAAAAAGAUCAAGAUUUAAGAAGAAAUCCAUUUAGUAACAAUAGCAAUUUUCCUAUUAGUCAAGAUGUGGAUUUAAGAGUAAAUAAUAAUUUUAACCAGCCAUAUGGACCUCCUAAUAAUUAUCAAACUGGACCUCCCAAUGAUAACUUUAAUAGGCCACCAAUAAAUCAUAUACUUCCUAAUUCAAAUGGUUAUAAUCAACCAAUGAGGUCUUAUUAUAAUAAAUCACAUCCAUAUAAUAACAGUUCUCAAAAUAAUAAUAGACCACCGAGACAGUAUGCGCCUUAUCAAAAUAAUAUGCGAAAUGGACCUCCCAAUUUAAUGGACUCAAACUUCACAAGACCGCCCAAUUACAGAUCAAAUCCAGAAAGGCCACCUCAAAAUUACAAUAAUAUGUGAAUUUUUUCCUAAAACCGAGUUACACUUAUGAUUUAAUAAUAUAUUAUGUACAUAAAAAAAAAAAAAUUAUAAAA